AUGAGUUCUCCGACUCCAAGUAUCCACGCCACUUCACCACAUACUGGCAUUGGCCAUGACGACGGCGUCGUUCCAGUAUUCUCUCCACAUGUGACCGGUGGCUUCCUUGCCUAUCAAGUAGCGUCGGUGGAGGUCGGUGUACCGAAAGAGGAGUAUGCCAAGGAGCUAAUCAAGCCGAGUGGUCUCCGCGAGACAUUGGCUAAGACCAAGAGCGCUCUCGGCGAGACGCAAUUCAACGUUCGGGCGUUGGAGUCGGGUCACACCCGGAUUAAGGUCCAGUUUGACAUCCUGAUUCGGAUUCAGCAACCGAUGGAUAGGCCAACUCCGGCGACGCAAGCGCCUCCAAGUUUACGUGGGAUGGAUCCACAUGCCAUUUAA
Messenger RNA from Peronospora matthiolae, 378 nucleotides. The record is from the annotation of a GenBank genome assembly. NCBI's taxonomy places the organism in Eukaryota, Oomycota, Peronosporomycetes, Peronosporales, Peronosporaceae.